Molecule: messenger RNA, 1997 nt
Organism: Cuculus canorus (common cuckoo)
Lineage: Eukaryota; Metazoa; Chordata; Aves; Cuculiformes; Cuculidae
Gene: GRN
Product: granulin precursor
Exons: 13
Coding region: 299-1963 (554 amino acids)
Cellular component (GO): extracellular region
Source: RefSeq, a predicted model, not a curated record
GGAACACUGGGGGCACUGGGAGGUACUGGGGGUCACUGGGAGACCACUGGGAGUACUGGGAUUCCUUAGGAGCACUGCGAGGUUCUGGGGGGCACUGGGAGUCCCUGGGAGCACUGGGAGGUACUGGAAAUACUUGGGUCACUGGGGGGCACUAGGAUUCCCUGGGAGCACUGGGAAGCACUGGAAGGCACAGAGGGGGCACUGGGAAUACUGAGGGCACUGAGAGGUGCUGGGAGUCACAGGAGCGCACUGGGGAUACUGGGAUUCCCUGGGACCACUGGGAGGCACCUGCAGUGCCAUGACGCCCCUUGUGCCGCUGCUGUGGCUAGUCCUGGCCGGUGCUUGGCUACCAUGUCCUGAUGCACAGCUGUACCCCACCACCCUGGUCCUGCCUGCCAGCAGCGCAGCACCGUGCCAGGACUCAUCCUGCCCUGCCGGAGCCAGUUGCACACUGCCAGAGGGAGUGCCCUGUGCCGGCGGCCACCACUGCUGUCCCCGAGGGUCUCACUGUAGUGCCGAUGGGGAAUCCUGCGUCGUGUCACCAGCCCCUCGUGCUGUCCCCUGUCCCGAUGGAGAGUCUGAGUGUCCUGACAAUGCCACCUGCUGCGUGACAGCCAGUGGCACCUGGGGGUGCUGCCCAAUGCCCGAGGCUUCAUGCUGCGCAGACAAGGUUCACUGCUGUCCCCAUGCCACCAUCUGUGACCUGGCCCAUGGGCGCUGUCUGUCACCUGACGGUGACGUUCCCUUGGGCACCACGUUCCCUGCCUGGAAGCGCCAGCCCCCACCACCUGCAGUUGUACUGCUCCAGGUGCUGUGUCCCGAUGGGCGCUCGGCUUGUCCCGAUGGCACAACCUGCUGCCAGCUGUCUCUGACUGAGUACGGCUGCUGCCCGCUGCAGAACGCCGUGUGCUGCGGUGAUGGGCAGCACUGCUGCCCGCAGGGCACAUCCUGCGACCUGGAGCGCUCCACCUGCACCUCCGCACCACUCCGGGCAGCCCUGCCCAAAGCUCAGGAUGUGAGGUGUGAUGAGGAGACGAGCUGUCCGGACGGGAACACGUGCUGCCGCCUUGCCUCGGGAGCCUGGGGGUGCUGCCCGCUGGAGCAGGCCGUCUGCUGCGAGGACCACAUCCACUGCUGCCCACAGGGCUCCACCUGCGACCCAUCGGGGGGCACCUGCCUGCAGGGUGGGGGCGGCCGCCUGCCCUGGCUGCGCAAGACCCCAGCGCUGGCCCGGGUCGGGGACGUGAGGUGUGACGAGGAGACGAGCUGUCCGGACGGGAACACGUGCUGCCGCCUCGCCUCGGGAGCCUGGGGGUGCUGCCCGCUGGAGCAGGCCGUCUGCUGCGAGGACCACAUCCACUGCUGCCCACAGGGCUCCACCUGCGACCCAUCGGGGGGCACCUGCCUGCAGGGUGGGGGUGGCCGCCUGCCCUGGCUGCGCAAGACCCCAGCGCUGGCCCGGGUCGGGGACGUGAGGUGUGACGAGGAGACGAGCUGUCCGGACGGGAACACGUGCUGCCGCCUCGCCUCGGGAGCCUGGGGGUGCUGCCCGCUGGAGCAGGCCGUGUGCUGCGGGGACCACCAGCACUGCUGCCCGCGGGGCUUCACCUGCAACGUGGCCACUGAGAGCUGCGAGAAGCUGGUGGCCCCCACCCCCCUUCUGCUGGCCACCAACCCCCCCCGCGGGGUCCGCAACCCCCCCCUCCGCGCCCCCACCCCGCUGCGAGCCACCAGCACCCCCUCAGGUGACACCGUCCCCUGCGAUGCCACCCGCUCGUGCCGUGGCCAUCAGCGAUGCUGCCGGAGCUCGGGGGGCUCCUGGGGGUGCUGCCCCUUCACCCAGGGCUCCUGCUGCACCAAUGGGCGUCACUGCUGCCCCGCGGGGUCCCGCUGCACCGGAGGGGGCUGGGGCUGCAGCCCCCUGCGCUGGGACCCCCCCAUACCCCUCAGGGAGCUGCUCUGAGGGCCCUGGGGACCCCAAAAAAGGGGUGAACCCC